Messenger RNA from Alternaria rosae, 868 nucleotides. RefSeq lists its product as uncharacterized. The transcript has a single exon. Bases 305 to 775 code for a protein of 156 amino acids. Lineage: Eukaryota; Fungi; Ascomycota; Dothideomycetes; Pleosporales; Pleosporaceae. The record is from RefSeq and is a predicted model, not a curated record.
ACUUACCUAUGGGCCGUAUUAUGCGAAAAUUUCGCGUAACUACAGGGCCGACGGCUGGUACCCCGGCCAAAACGCGGACACCUAUGCUUGGUACGCCAUGGCUAUGUGGGCUCAGAAAAAGAUUGGACAUUAUCCUGUGAACCCAAAGGCCAAGGGCAUCAAGCCCUUCGCAGCUUCUUGACGAGGCGACGGCUCCUCUCUCAACGACCCCGCGGUCGCCGCCGACUCUUCCGACGACUCGGAAGACAUUGAGGAGGACUACCAGCUCUUGGAAGGUUUCACGACCCCAAACUGCGGCUCCAGGAUGAGUGCCGUGGAGGAACCUCUUCCAGUUCUGAACGUCAGUUGCGUGGAUGCGGCGAGCGCCGUCCCGGCAGACGUUUUCAGUUCCGCAACGAAUCAGAUCUAUUCAACGUUCUGUCGCGGUACAGUCAAUAAUGGCAAGCAACUCGAGUGGAUGGCUGACGUCUUUGACAAUCUCACCGGGCUGUCUCCGAGUCAACAUUCACGGGUCAAACGAUUCACACAUUUGGCGAGAGCCGAUGGGCCGGAGCCGUAUACCAAUUGGCAAUUUAAGCUCCAUUGGGUGCCAGACAAAGAUUCGUUUGACGCAGCCCAGUGCUACUUGGACUGCGAAACUGCCUUUCAGACACUUGCCGCAACGCCGCAACGCUCUCAGAAGGGAGACGAGAAGAACUUGAUGUCACUUUCGGGACAAAUCGGUGUUGGCUGCGGGAUGUACGGAUACACUGUCAAAGGCAUAGCUAUCUCGUAGGGGGCGAGAUCAUGUGCCUGUCGGAACGAAAGUGUAGCAAGGAAAGGCGUUUGUCGGCUCUCGAGGAGGGGGCGGGAGAGGAGGCUGAGACUG